Messenger RNA from Plasmodium cynomolgi strain B, 186 nucleotides. Its product is annotated as 50S ribosomal subunit protein L28. Lineage: Eukaryota; Apicomplexa; Aconoidasida; Haemosporida; Plasmodiidae. The record is from RefSeq and is a predicted model, not a curated record. The transcript has 2 exons. Bases 1 to 186 code for a protein of 61 amino acids.
AUGCAAAGUAAAUGUAAAAAUAAAAUAUACAGCUUAGCAAGAAAUGUGUAUAUAUUUUUUUAUGUAAUAAUCCACUUUAAUUCUCUUCUCCUCUUGGGUGUUUCGACAGUUAUUCACAAAAAAGAUGAAAACAGAAUAAACUUUCAAAAGUCUUUUUACGGUAUGAAAACAAAAGGGAAAAAGUGA